UAUAGGGUUCACUUGUUUGAACGGCUUAGAAGGUGAAGGUUUAUUAUCUAGGACCCCAUAGAUAAAUUUUCUGUUGCAGGGUUGUUCCAGUGGAAAGCUCUUAAUGGAUCGGGGAAAGUCUGCAGUGCCCAGGGUAAUUCUUCCAUUGAGUGUAGAGGAGAGUACAAGGCAAAGGGAUUUACUUCAAUAUUCAAGUGUGGUAGAAAGCAGAAAAUGGAAUCCAAGCUUGGAGCAAAAGCGGAUAUUAGAGUCUAUGUGGGCUUCUGGAACAAGAAAACCACCGUGUGAAGCCCAUAUAGAUGAAAUUACCUCUCAUCUACAGCGUUAUGGGAAAGCGGAAGCCAAAAAUGUAUAUUAUUGGUUUCGCAAUGAAGGUACUCGAGAGAAACGCAGAAAACAACAAUCAGAAGCCACAAAUUCUGAUUGCUCUGCACAAUCAAACCUGUUGGAAAACAGGGUUAAUGUAGAGGGAGAAGAAGAAGAAGCGCAGAGAACUUUGGAACUUUUUCCUCUGCAUCCUGAUAGAGGCGGUUUAUUAUAGAGUAGGAAACAACCCUCAUCCUUUCUAAAUGCAUAGGAAUUAGGUUUAUUAUAGGCCAGGAACUGUUACUCUAGUGAUCAAUGGCUUAUUUUGCUAUGAUGGUCUAAAAAAUGCCAUUGAUCUGCAGUAAGGUAUUAGGUUUUGUUCAACAAAAUUUCGGACUUGUUCGGUUUCA
This is a messenger RNA of Cryptomeria japonica (Japanese cedar), 716 nucleotides long. RefSeq names its product WUSCHEL-related homeobox 1-like. The record is from RefSeq and is a predicted model, not a curated record. Bases 104 to 541 code for a protein of 145 amino acids. The transcript has 4 exons. NCBI's taxonomy places the organism in Eukaryota, Viridiplantae, Streptophyta, Pinopsida, Cupressales, Cupressaceae. Gene Ontology annotation, molecular function: DNA-binding transcription factor activity. Gene Ontology annotation, biological process: plant organ development.